CGACAAGGCUACACGAGUGAACAGUUAGUGCGGGCGUGAGUGUGAACCCAAACAGUAUGACUACGACAAAAAAUUUGGCGACGAGGACUUACGUAGAUGAGCGAGGUUGUCCUCUUCUCGCACAUCAUACUCCUUGUCUAUAAAAAAAAUAGAAACAAAUCAGUCACUAUGUCCAGACACCAAUACAACAGAUUUUUUACAUACAACACGAUUUGGUGGUACGAGGAGCCAAAAGUUCUUUGGGAAGAACGCUGCCAAAUUUGAUCACACCGGGACGGAUACUGAGUACAAGAACAAUAAAAUAUACAUCAAAUCA
Molecule: messenger RNA, 316 nt
Organism: Radiomyces spectabilis
Lineage: Eukaryota; Fungi; Mucoromycota; Mucoromycetes; Mucorales; Radiomycetaceae
Exons: 1
Coding region: 97-264 (55 amino acids)
Source: RefSeq, a predicted model, not a curated record